Prorocentrum cordatum is the source of this 981-nucleotide messenger RNA. The record is from the annotation of a GenBank genome assembly. Lineage: Eukaryota; Dinophyceae; Prorocentrales; Prorocentraceae.
CCGUCACGGCUCCCAGGCCGACGUGCCAUCCGCAAGGGGGGGCCUCCGCCCGCACCGAUGGGAGCUGCGCAGGCGGCGCCUCUGCCCGGGGGCCUGAGCCGAGAGCAGAGGCUGGAGGAGGCCUACCGCCUCUCUCGAGGAGGCCGCGGCGCCGCCUCGGCACGGCCGCGUCUCUCGCUGCGGCUGCGGGCCGCGCGCGCGGGUGCCUUCGAGGGCACGCUGGUGCAGCUGCCGGCCUCGGUCAUGCCCAAGCUCGUGGAGGACAACCCGCAGGGCGAGCACGUCUACCGCAUCCGCAGCGCGCACGGCAGCUACUGCUUCGCCGGGGUGCGCGGCUAUGCCGCCCCCGCGGGGCGCGCCCUGCUGGCCGCGGGCCUCUGGCGCGCCCUCGGUGUGGCCGAGGGCGACCCCGUGGAGCUCGACCUCGUCAACUGCACCGCGCGGCACCGGAGCCCGCUGGUGCCCCUGCCCGUGGCGACGCAGCUGCACCUGCGGUGGGAGAGCGCGGAGCGCUACGACGGCGCCCGGGAGCUGGAAGGCGGCGGUGCUGUGGAGCUGCAGGAGGCCCUCGAGCGGGCCGUCGACGAGAGCUACCCGGUCCUCAUGGUCAACGACGUGGUGCGCUUCGAGUUCCAGGGCGCCCCCUGCGAGCUGCGGGUGCUGGGCCUGCGCGUGCGCGUGCCGCCCGCGGGCGCCGCCGCCGAGGGCGCCGAGGGUGGCGAGGACAGCGACGAGGAGCUGUCUCGCGCCGUGCGGGAGUCGCUGGCGGCACACCCGCCGAAGGAGGCGGGGGAGGCGGAGGACGCGGCCCUGGGGCCUGGCGAGGUGGCGCGGCUGCGCGUGCCCCCCUGGGAGGCCUUCGAGCGCAGGCUCGUGGUGGAGCCGCCGCUGGGGUGGGUAGCUCCUGCGCCCUUCCCAGACGCCGUCUGGGACCCCGAGCGCCGCAGAUAUCAGGGGAGCAGGAAGAUGGUCGUUUCGUGA